UGAUUGGUGAAAUGAAUAACUUUGUUGUUACGUGUAUCAAAGUUGCACGUAUGUAUUUGUAUGAGUUUGAAGGUUCGAUCGAUGUGCAUAAACUACUUGUGUUAUGUGUGAAUUAUGGCAUUUGAAUGAUGAAGCCAGUAGAGUUGACAUGUUGCGUAGAAGUUCCGAAGUUCGGUAUUUAUUAUUUACAAUGUGUUUAUGUAUUCAGAUUUUCGAAUAAGUUUUUUGAUUUGUGAAGAUUGUGAAUAAUCAGCUUAUUUUCGUUCGUGUGGAAUUUUUUCGAGCACGUGGAGGUUGCAGUUCGACAUGAGUGACAUCGAAGAAUAUCCCUUCAUUUUCAUGAAUACGCCGUCGUCACUACAGCUCCUGGCGUUAACCGAAGUGGCGUUAAUGUUAUGGCAAUGCAAAUGUGCGGCUACAGACCCUUCAUGCAAGGAUUUCGCAGAGUUUUGGUGGGGAAAUUCAGUCUUCAGCUGCGAAGAAAUACUCGUCGUUCGUGUUCCGUCUCGAAUCAGAUCGCAAAUAGACGACAGAAUUGACACUUUUGGCAAGGAACUUCUGAAAUGGAGAAAUUUCCACUAUAGCGUUUUUAUAGAUGAACAAAAAUUUUCCAAUUAUAUGAAGCAUAUGGUCUUAGAUUUUUCCGGAACCAUUGGUUAUAAAGCGACCGCUUUGAAUAUCCUGAAUUCGGGUCAAUUCGCCGACGUUGAAAAUUAUAAAAUGGCGUGUCUGUAUUGUUUGGAAGAUCAAGUCAGGCGGUUUUGGCCUUUGGUUACUGAAGAAGAUCUAUAUGAUAGAUACAAUACGUGCAAUUUAUCUUACUGGAAUGAUGUUAUGAAAUCAGGAGAAAAUUCGAUCACCGAUAGGCGGCCUACUGAGCCUUUUAUAGAACUAUGGAUGGAGUUCGCGAAUCGGGGAAAGGAUAGAGCAGCGUUUGAGCAGUUUUAUCAAAUGUUACCAGAUAUUGAAAUACUAGAGGAAACUAUGAAUUACCCAGAAGAUUACAAAUGCCGAGCUGUGAUACGUUCAUUACCUACAUUAAACCGAAUGCAAGUUGAAGAAGCAUUCAAAGGAAAGGCUUCCACGAUGUUUGGAUUGUUAGCUUUGGACGACGAUCAGCGUUUCGCGCAGUCUGCGCAUCAAUCGUGGACUCUUGUGCGACAUUUGAUUUUGGAAGAUGAAUCGAGGUUUUUUUCUGUCCUGCAAGUAUUGUGGAAAAUCGCAUUCUGUCUUGAUGAUCGUGUGCGUACGAGUUAUACUCGUUGCAAUGAAAUUAACGAAUUGUUGCUGGAGAUCUGGUCAGAUGCCUCGGACGAAUUAAAAGCUGCCGUUUCUAAUAUUAACUACAUUUACGAGUUUUUCGACCGAAAUUUUGACCAAUUUAGGAUAUGUUCUUACUCGUAUUUACGUAGCCACGGUCACGAUAUGAAAUUUAUGAUAGAUAUGCUGAAUACGUCACAAGACGUGGAUAAAGCUUGGCUGUGGCGGGAUAAUUGGCGCGGAUUCGCCUUACGUGCCAAUGUUUCGGAUUUCGAACAACUGAUGAGUUGCUGUUUAGCGAAUAACGAAGACCAGGUCGAGUAUUACAAAAAUCAAGUGCUGGAUUUCCGUGGUUUUCCUCGCAAAUUGAUUCGAAACGGAUUCUAUUCGGAUUUGGGAGAUUACCUGUAUUUUUGUUCGAAGGAUGCGAAACACUUUCAACAGUUGAGAAAAGAACGUCUCGAAUCGAAUCUCCAUACUAUUUUACUUCACAAUGAUGAUCAAUUCGCUAAAUUCGAAUGGUUCGUCGGGGAAUUAUUUUCAAACGAGAAAAAGGAUGUAGACGAAUUCAAAGCGCAAAUGAUUUCGUCUGCUCAAAGUCUCAGAUGCCUGCUCACUGCUCGUAAUCAUUAUCAAAUUCGUCCGAAUGAUUUCAGCACACUCAUUGGCCGCUUUGUUACCGAAGAAGAUAAAUAUAAUCUAGUGAAACGUAAAUUAUUGGAGCAGUGGCGUAGCCAUCCGAUGACGGGCUGGUUAGACAAGGGCAGGAUUGAUUUCUUUGACGAAUGGAUAGAAUUUCUCGAAUGGUGUAUUCCCGACCAUGAAGAACGUUCAGCCUUCAAGCAGUCGUUAAAUGUAGAUGAAAUUUUCUUAAAAUUGUUGAAUGAUAAUGCUAUGAUGAGGUCAAGUCCAGAUAAGAUAUUUCUCGACAAAUUUUUAACAUGGUAUUUUGGAAACGAAGAAGAUAGCAAAAAUUUCAAAGUAGAUAUGAUAAAAAAAAAUUACACGGGAAUCGAUUUUGUGCAAACCAAGAUGCUGAGUAACGAUGAUGCUGAUUGUCAUGAGGUGUCUUCUUUGUUGAGAUGGUUCUUUGAUAAUAAUACUGAAGAUUUAUGUAGAUUUUGCGAAAGUUGUCAUUUUAUUCUGCAUUCGAACGUGCUAUUAUGAAUAUGAUGGGGGUGAAACUCGAUAUAAUUAUUUUUUUCGAGGGUAAAUUGAUAUGUUACCUAUGUACUGUGUAUUUUAUUCAAUUCUUAAUAAACUUAUUCGUACCUA
Messenger RNA from Planococcus citri (citrus mealybug), 2535 nucleotides. RefSeq lists its product as uncharacterized. NCBI's taxonomy places the organism in Eukaryota, Metazoa, Arthropoda, Insecta, Hemiptera, Pseudococcidae. Bases 307 to 2427 code for a protein of 706 amino acids. The record is from RefSeq and is a predicted model, not a curated record. The transcript is spliced from 2 exons.